GAUUGGCUGAGGUGCCGGAAGUGCCGUGAGGCCGGGGAGCGCGCGGCGGGGCUCCGCGUGCGGCAGAGGCGCUCCCCGCCACCAUGUUUGUCCUGGUAGAGAUGACUGACACAGUAAGAAUUCCUCCCUGGCAGUUUGAAAGGAAACUGAAUGAAUCCAUUGCUGAAGAGCUAAACAAGAAAUUGGCCAAUAAGGUUGUAUACAAUGUCGGCCUCUGCAUCUGUCUGUAUGAUAUCACAAAGCUGGAAGAUUCAUACAUAUUCCCUGGAGAUGGUGCCUCACAUACCAAAGUGCAUUUCCGCUACGUGGUCUUCCAUCCCUUCCUGGAUGAGAUUCUGAUUGGACAGAUUAAAAGCUGCAGUCAGGAUGGCGUUCACGUUUCUAUUGGAUUCUUUGAUGAUAUUGUCAUCCCACCAGAAUCCCUGCAGCAGCCAGCUAAGUUCGAUGAAGCAGAGCAGGUGUGGGUGUGGGAAUAUGAGACGGAAGAAGGGGCCCACGACCUUUACAUGGACAUCGGGGAGGAGAUCCGCUUCCGAGUCGUGGAUGAAACGUUUGUCGAUACAUCACCGACAGGUCCGAGCUCUGCAGAGGCUUCCACUUCAAAUGCCACAGAAGAAGUCCAGAAGAAAGAGGCACCCUACACUCUUGUGGGAUCAAUCAGUGAGCCAGGCCUGGGCCUCCUGUCGUGGUGGACAAACAGUUAGCUGCAAUCAGAGCCUGCUCCGCAGAAAGUCUUUCCGCUUCCAACCUGCCAGAUCGAGACAGUCGCUUUCAAGAAAUGUCUUCACUGAUCUGUAGAAGCGAAUACACAAAAAGCCUUGAGCGCAGCAGCAACAAACUCAGCUGGAGCUUUGGUCUCCUGCCCUGGAGGGAAAACUGUGGGGAGGUCUUCACUUGCCUGAAUUAAGAAGGGAGUUGAGUGAAAGCAGGACAGAAUGCCUGUCAAGUAGUAUUGCUUCCUUGGGCUGAGAGCUUGAUCUCAGAGGGGUAGAAACCUGCCCUUCUUUUGACAGCAAAUGGAGAAGAAACAGCAGAAGACCAGAGUACUCUGGAGACCUGGAAAAUACGGCUGCUUGGGAGGGCAGGGGAGGCAGUGGUAAUGUUCUGCUAAGAAUGGGAACUUAACCCAUGGAUGGAGUCAGCGAAAAAGAACUGGAAUGACAGUAGUUUAUCCAAAAGUAACUAGGCUGUGUGAAGAUGACCACUGUGGAAAGCUACAGGCUGCUUAUUGUGCUGAAUGGAAAUACUUUAUUGGGUGGGCUGUAUUUAUGUAGAAUGAGCUAAACUUUGCAGGAUUUUGACUGGAAAUACAUAAUUAUGAACUGAAAUGGACCGAGGCUGCUUUGAGCAAGCUAAGUACUUGUUUGUGGGGGUAUGUUAAUACCAGAAACAGAAUAAAUAGUAAAAACC
Molecule: messenger RNA, 1410 nt
Organism: Gymnogyps californianus (California condor)
Lineage: Eukaryota; Metazoa; Chordata; Aves; Accipitriformes; Cathartidae
Gene: POLR3H
Product: RNA polymerase III subunit H
Exons: 8
Coding region: 84-704 (206 amino acids)
Biological process (GO): transcription initiation at RNA polymerase III promoter; DNA-templated transcription
Cellular component (GO): RNA polymerase III complex
Molecular function (GO): DNA binding; DNA-directed RNA polymerase activity
Source: RefSeq, a predicted model, not a curated record